Molecule: messenger RNA, 1382 nt
Organism: Cinara cedri
Lineage: Eukaryota; Metazoa; Arthropoda; Insecta; Hemiptera; Aphididae
Source: the annotation of a GenBank genome assembly
AUUUCACUAUAAUAACAUAUAUAUUAUUGAUAAAGCAUUAUUAUCAACUGAACUCCGCUUAGAUCAUCUUUUCGUAAACAAUGAUUUAUCGUCCCUAUUCUUCUAGGACCGUUUUAAAUUCAGUCAAUGCUGUCAAAGUCCGGGAGAAUCGGUACAAGAGUUUAUCACUACUUUAAAAAUGUCAGCAAGCCAUUAUGAGUUUGAUACAUUUUUGGAUGAUGCACUCCGCGAUAGACUAAUUGUAGGUUUGUGGAUGAAGCUUUUCAAAGGAAAUUACUGGGAGGAACCUCAUUAACUUUUCAGAAGGCAUGUGAAAAAGCGUUGAACGAAGAAUUAGUGAAAAGUCAGUCUAAUCAGAUAAAAAAUAAUGCACAAGUUUAUUGGAUCACAAAGAAGUUCAAAAAUAAAUCAUAGUCAUAUAAGUCAAAUCAGUUUAAGAAAAAACCAGUGCAGUAGCAAGUAGUAGUCAGUCAAAAAAUUAAAGCGGUUAUGUGUCAAAGCGAGGUAGUCAAUCGCGUAGUCACAGCAGGGGUGAAAAAAGGAUACGAAAAAAGAUACGAUGUUACCGGUGAAACUCAUGACGCUUGUAACUGUUCAGCAAAACAAUGGGAGUGUUUCAAUUACAAAUUAAAAGAAAUUAAAUUAAUAGAAACUGUUAAUAAUAUAGGUACAUUGUAUAAAUAUAGUAUUGCAAAUGUAAAAGUAAAUGAACCACUUAUUGUUGAGUUAAUUGUAAAUGACAUACGAUGUUGAUAGUGGUGCUUUAGUUAUUGUUUAUUGUUGUUGAUUUUUAACAGAUAUUUUAGAAAUAUCAAGUUAGAAAAAGAAAAAAUUAAAUUGUCAUCGGUAAAUAAGGCGUCUAUAACAGUAGUGAGUUAAUUAAUUAUAAAUAUGAGUUCCUAAAAAAUUAAAUUAUUAAAUUACCGUUGAUUGUAACAGAAAAUUGUAUAAAACAAUUACUUUUGGGUCGUUCGUUGUUAAAUUAAUUGUUUCCAGAAUGGAAAAAUAUUUUUUAUUGUCAUAAAAUAAAAUUAGUAUGUAAUGAAAUAAAUCAUAAUAAAUUAGAAUGUAUAAAAAAAACUAAUGAAAAUCAAGUGAAUGACACGGACAUAGUGGGUGUAAUUUAGUUGAAAUUUCUGGGUGUAGUUAAAUGGUUGAUUAAUGAGGAAGAAUGUGUAAAAGAUCAUAAAAUAAAUUUAGAAUUAACAGAAAAUAGUGUGCUGAAAUGUCAAAGGGCGUAUCAAGUGUCAUAUGCGUUAAAAUCCGCAGUAGAAGAAGAACUGGCGGGAUUAAAAAAAGAAGGGAUAAUAUCUCAUGUAAAGUGUAAGUGGGCGUCUUCGAUAGUUAUAGUACCAAAAAAAGUAAUAAAAUACGAAACAUGA